GGUUGAGCUGCGUUGCUGCUGGUUAGGAGACGGCGGCAGUGCUUUAGGCUGAUUCGGGCGUGUCGAUAAUUAGCCUCUGAAUACUUGAUUAGUAUCAGCCAAAGUGUCGUAAAAAUUAACGAAUGUUAUUAAGUUGACGCAUUGACACAUCGACCUGCGGAUUUGAUUUUCCCGAAAGCGAUAUUUUUAUUUUUUUUUUAUAUACAAAAAUAGAAUUAAUAAAUCAUAUGUGAUUUCUCGGUAACAAUGAUGCUUAGGGCAAUUGAACUAUUGUUGUGUCUCUUCGUCGCUGUCUACAUACUGGCCGUAAACACUGUGUUGGUGAGUUAUGGCGUUUGCAAUACACCUUUCGGAUUACCAGGUCAUUGUGUACCGUUGUCGGACUGCCCAAGUCUAUAUAAUCUACUCGCCCAAGCCAAUGAAGACAAUGAUAUCUUUAAUCAUUUGCGUAAUAGCUUCUGCGGAUCUGAUGUUAAUGCCACUUCGGGACCGGAUAGGACACGCGUCUGCUGCCGAGAUAAUCCAAAUGCUGAAAACAAAGAUAAGGAAUCGGGUAAAAUGUUGCCAGCACCAGGCACUUGCGGAAUCACUUUCAAUAUGCGAAUUUUCGGCGGCGUGGAAUCUCAAGUGGAUGAGUUUCCUUGGUCGGCACUGAUAAAGUAUCAGAGACCAUACAAUGCCACAGCACUGAACUGUGCCGGCGUGCUCAUCAACCAACGAUAUGUGCUCAGCGCCGCUCACUGUCUUAGGAAUCCGAGCAUACCGACCACGUGGAAGCUUGACAGCGUACGCCUCGGUGAGUGGGAUACCAGAACAGAUCCAGAUUGUUAUGAAACUGCCGAUGGCAAUAGAAACUGUGCGCCUCCAUUUGUGGAAGUAAAGAUCGAACGUAUUAUCGUUCAUGAGAAGUACAUACCACAUUCUCAAUCGGAAUUAUAUGACAUCGCACUAAUACGCAUGGCGGCCAACGUUAACUAUUCGGAGACCAUAAAACCCAUCUGUCUGCCACUUUCCAGCGAUUUACGGCAAAUGACAUUUGUAAAUGAAUAUGCCGAUGUGGCUGGUUGGGGGCGCACAGAGGUGAGCCCCUACAGUGCUGUCAAAAGGACAAUCUCACUGCUAAUUUGGGAUACAGACGCGUGUGCGCAAAAGUUUCAAACCAUACAAAUUCCAGUGAAUAAGACUCUACAGUUGUGUGCAGGCGGACAGCCGAUGCAGGACACAUGUCAGGGCGAUUCCGGGGCGCCGCUGACGAUGCGUGGCCGUCUGAUGAAUUCACCACACUUUGUGGUGGGUAUUGUAUCGUUCGGUAUGCAGCCUUGUGGUAUGGCUUCUUGGCCAGGCAUUUACACCCGCGUCACCUACUAUGUUGAUUGGAUUUUGAACAAUUUGGAGGAUUAACACUUGUUGGCGCUAUAUGUGAAGACAAUUCGGAGCAUGUGUGUGUGUGUAUGUAUGCAUGAGAUGUGUGUGUGUGUGUGUUUUAUAGAUACGCCAAAGGUGGGUGUGUAAAUCAACAAUUAUGUACGAUUCACUUAAGCACCUCCAUCCCCACAGGCAUUGUUUGCAGCUUCUCGGUACUGCGCUCUCGGUCUGACAGCGUUUUCAUCUUCACGAACCCUUUCCAUAAUAUACACUAUUAUCUCCCAUACAAUAUCCAUUGUUAGAUGGGAAGUGAGCGUAAAAGUUACUACGUCCCUUAAAUAUAUGGGUAGGGGUUUCCCAAUUUUGCCUUUCCUUUUGGAACAGCGAACACAUUCCACCACUACGUGAUCUGCCGUUUCGAAACAGUUUUCGCAGUGCAUGCAGAAAGGAGAUUCAAUAUGCUUGAAUUGAACUGCCGGAGCCACUUUUCAAAAAUUUUUGCCAGUUCUUGUUUAUGUUGGCUAGGUGAUUUGUUAGCCCUGUGGGGAGUCUUCCCGAUAUAACAUUGAUUGCAUCAUCCGAUACUGUUCUGAAUGCGCAGCAGGUUCUUAAUGACACCAGUCUGUGUACCGGAGCAACUCCUUUCUUGUAGGAGCUAUGUCUAGUAGCAGAUAACCAAAUUGGCGCCGCGUAUAGAAUGAUCGAACUCACACUUGUUAGCAGCUUUCUGACUACUUAUUAAUACCACUUCAUUAACAUUGCUAAUGCUUUAUUAUAUUCAGUGGCGUAUUGAAUUUGUCUUAUAUCUUUUGGCUUAUAUCUUUCUUAAAAAUAGUGAUAGAACUUAAAGAUGCACUUUUCUAGCUUUGAUCGCUGCAAAAUCACAUAUCAUUGUAAUUUAAAGUUGAAGCAGUUUCACAUUCUAUUGAGAGACUCGAAAGAUUGGAUAGUCUACUCUGACUCAUGGUCGAUCUCAAGUAAGAUUUAAUCAAUUUAAGUUUGCUAAAAGAUCUUUCACAAGUGGAACUGAUACAGGUAUAGUGAGUAGUAUUCUUAAAGCUGUCGCUAACGUCUUGUAGGCUUCCAGCCCCAUUGAAGAAAUGUAUAAUAAAAAAAUUUAAAAAUUUCCUCAAAAACCGUAUUGUGAGAAUUUUGGAACUUCAGAAUUUGCGUGGCUUCUAGUUUCUAAAUUUUUUAUACUUAAUAUCGAAGAUAUUUUGUAAAAAUUCACUUUUGUACGUACUACCUCAUGAAACUUGUAGGUAGGUAGAUAAAGGGGGGCGGUAGAACAUCCUUGGCCCCGGGCGCCCGAAGUUGUAGCUAUGCCACUGAUAACAUUUGUUCCUCGCCUCGUCAAGGGUUUUCGCUAUAACUACGACUGCAAUCCUAAUAUCUUUACCGCUUUCGGCAACGCGACUCUUAGAAUACCAUUGCACAUUACGUUCCAGAGUACAGGGCCGAGAACUGAUCCUUUCGGAACAUUGCCUGUAACUUUGUAUGUCUCAGGUCCAAAUUCUGUGUCGUGUACUAGUACUCUGUUUUCGAAAUAGCUUGCCACAAUUCGAAUAAGAUAGUCAGGAACCUCACAGAAUUGAAGGUUUUUUUAAAGUCACGGUUACUUACACUUUUUUAAUAUACAGUAUAUUUAUAGCAUUCCCUGCGCUUCGUCCUUUUCGGAAACCGAAUUGCAUAGGAAUCUCCUUCUGUAUAUUUUCAUGCCGCUUUCAAAUACUUUUCCAGCCGUAUCAAGCAUACAUAAGAGCCGAUAUGACGAAGUCCAAUAUUUGGGAUAGUUCCCUUCCUUCAGGCAGCUUGUGUAUACGUUUUGAAACAAAGUAGGCUUAUCUUAAAUUAUACGUUUAGUAACGAAAUUGGAUAUUCCGUCGAGAUCGGGGUGCUUUACAAAUCUUAAUUGUUUUCACCGCGUAUUGUUUUUCUGCAUGCGGCACUUCAGUGAUUUCAUCGCAGUUAAUUUGAAGAAUUGGCACUCGCAUCCUUUCGCAUCUUGGAAAAUAAAAUAUGGACUAUCUUAAGUAAAACUGUGAGAGAUACAUGUAGGUGGGUUUCUUAAUCUAUUAUAGUAUAUCUUCAUUACAAUUCGUAAGGCUUUUCCCCCCAACAGUCGUUUUCUACCUUUGAAAUAAGUUGGUUAAAUGCUUUUUUUACUGCUGCAUAUGGAUUUAAGCAGUUAUUUCCUUUUUUCCGAAAGUUUAUAAGGAGUUCCGCGAAGUCAUUUCUUCCUCUAGCUCGUUGCUGUCUACGUCGAAACUUGAGACAUUUGGCCCUAAGUUGAGUAAUUUUUUCAGACCACCGGUAUAGUGUAGCACACACACAUGGUUUUGGCUGUUUGCCUCGCUAUAUCGCAGUCGCUCUAAUAUUCGCUGCUCUUGAAUAAUCUUUGCGGCUCAGUGCUUAACGUAGUUCCACAGCUGCGUUUGCCGCAACAUGUGUGUCACUAUGUUAUCUGGUAUCAUUCUCUCACAAAUUUGCGUUUCUAACAUCGUCUUAUCUAUCUCAUACUUUGGAUAGUCGAAAAAACAUGUACAGCACUCUCUUUUCCAUAAACACAACAUGAGCACCUCAUCAUGACCAUAUUUGUAAAGGUACUCCCUAAAACAGGGAUGGCCACGUAGUAACUGCGUCAAGUAAAAAUCAACGUCGCCAUGCUUUCUGCUAACUCAACAUUUCAUCAUUUUCAAUCAACCUGUGCGUCCAUCGUCCUUUGGGCGCAGAAUCCCAUUCCUUUUAGACUCUGCUGCCUUUCUUCCUCGCUCUCUUUAGCUGUUAGGGGCCUGCUUUUAUUUUUGUUUUUUUUUUUCGUACACUCUCUCUAACUCAAGAGUCACCAUUUCAGGUGGCAGUAUGCCUGAAAACACCCCUGCAGCUUCGUGAGACACCGUACGGAAAGCGCUGGCCACUCUGAGUGGACUACCGAAAUAAAGAUCUAACUCUUUCCCAAUUCGCGUAAGCCCACACAGGCGCUGGAUACAUGUGUAUGUAUGUGAUGUGUGUGUGUAUGUGUGUACGCUUUGUACGAGUAUAAACAAUAUAUUAUUGUUUGACGAAAAUAUUGUAUUUAUUUUGCUUUAUUAUACAUUCGUAGCUAAAUAAAAUAAAUUAAACUAUUUGUGUAAACUAA
This is a messenger RNA of Bactrocera neohumeralis, 4504 nucleotides long. Its product is annotated as serine protease easter-like. Bases 247 to 1401 code for a protein of 384 amino acids. The record is from RefSeq and is a predicted model, not a curated record. Gene Ontology annotation, molecular function: serine-type endopeptidase activity. The transcript has 4 exons. Gene Ontology annotation, biological process: proteolysis. NCBI's taxonomy places the organism in Eukaryota, Metazoa, Arthropoda, Insecta, Diptera, Tephritidae.